Molecule: messenger RNA, 2184 nt
Organism: Scophthalmus maximus (turbot)
Lineage: Eukaryota; Metazoa; Chordata; Actinopteri; Pleuronectiformes; Scophthalmidae
Gene: ccdc117
Product: coiled-coil domain containing 117
Exons: 5
Coding region: 578-1414 (278 amino acids)
Source: RefSeq, a predicted model, not a curated record
GGCAUUUACCAUAAAGGCUGGAAUACGGGGGCACUCCAAAUUGAGGGUGGGCUGGUUAGCCCACGGAGAAACGGACGACUGAUGACGUGACCGCGGUUCACGUCGCCGAGAGCGUCCGGCCGAUAUCUCUGUCAGCAGGUGGUAUCGUCACAUAUCCGGGUUAAUGAGACCCGAGCGAACACAGCGUGUUGUUGUGAAGCAAAUCAAUGCGAACUGAGCGCAGACAAGCUAGCAACACAUCAACAACAACAACAACAACAACAACACAGAGGGGCAGGGCAGCUGCGCAGGUUGGUCCGUUACACUAACUUCAUAUCUUUCUGACUAACUUAUUAGCAACGUCAUUCAUCACAGGCGCGUGUGGCGUCAGUUUGUGUCUGUAACGUUGUAGCUAGCUGGACGACCAGACAACCGACCCCCUGUGAACAGACGCAGAAGUUGUUUGGCCCCAGGUGGGUUCCAGAGAACACCUCCCAUCAGCUCCUCUGAUCGGUAUCCACUCGGAUCUCCCAGAUCAGAUCCAUUCGUAGUUGUCCCCCCUGGUUCCUCCUCAGAGCCUGUCACCGGCCGCACCACCAUGCACCACCCGGCCCCCCUGAGCAGUCAACGGGGGUUCCUGCCGGCCAUGUAUUCGUUUUCAGGCCCCACCAGCCUUCCUGAAUUUGACCUUGGACCUCCGAGUACGUCUGGCCACCUCCAGAGAGCAACAGCCUCCAACAACUGGGAGACACGGUGCCUCAGGAAGCACCGGCGGAGAGUCGACGAUGAGGGCUGCAGUGCCAAAAGGAGGAGGUUAAUGGUGGAGGCGGAAGUGGAUGUUUUGGAGGGUUCAAACGGCGGCGCUCGCCGUGACUGGCCUGCGGCAAAAAGCUGCCCCCCGCUGUCUGCACAGCGAGCCGGCAGCGCACCUCCACAGCCUCAGCCCUCCACUCUGCCACAUCCCUCCCCUGUGCUGUCCCGACCUGAGAUGGAGAGCUCCUGCAUGGAGAUCGAGGCAGCCCAGAGGAAACUGCAGGAGAUUGAAGACAGGAUAACGCUGGAAGACGACGACGAGGAUCUGGAUGUGGAGCCGGCCCCGAGACGGCCGGUGCUGGUGAUUUCAGACAGUUUGAAAGAGGACCUGCAGCGCGGCAUAAGCAACAUCCUCCCCCACAAAGUAGCCCAGUCUGUGAGCCAUUCUUGCAUGGAGUUGGUGUUGUGGCGGCCUCCUGACGACCCUUUCUGUCGGAGGCUUAAGGACUCAUUACAAAAACAGCGUAAACAACAGACAGUAUCACGGCAGAUCCCGACUCCGUGUCCAUCUCCAGUCCCCCACAGUCCCCUGAGCCCCCCCAGUGCACCUGCGGACACACACUCUCUUCUGUACAGCUUUCCUGUGGCCCACAGCUCCGGAGAGGAGGACAUGGAAAUGUAAUGGUGCUUAACGGCUUAAAGAGCCAAAGUCAAAGACUGGACAUGUAGUAACACAAAAGACUACAAAGGACUCAUGACUUCCUUAAGUUGGUCAGUUUGGCAAGGCACGUUGGCUUUACAUGAAUAUUGUGCUGUUUUGGACAGUUUGUGCUCCUCAAGCAGUUUUGUCAUUUUCAGUUUCAUCACUCAUUUUUUCUGUUUUCUGACUAUAAUCCCGACAACUAAAUUUAACGUAAUAAUAACACUCAACCUAAUGAAUUAGUUUUAUUUCAGAGGUUUCAUUUAAAUCUCCAAAAUUCCUGUUGUUAUUUUAAAACUUUAACGAAGUUGCUUAGAACAAUUGCCUUACAUUACCUGCUCCACAUAACUCACAGAAUUGACCUUUGCCCUUACAAAUACGAUCAUUUGCACAGCAUUUUGCCAAAGCUUGGCCAAUACCACACUGGUGUAUGCUGUUUAUGACUUUGUUCUUUGUGACACAUCAGUGCGCAGCACCUGAAUUUGUACAGAUUUUACAUUCAGCUUCUGGUCGUCAUUGACAGGACACUGAAAUGUGUCCGUGUGUUGCUCUCUGCAUGGCCUCCAGUUCUACUUGUGGUCGGAAGAUGAUCUUCCUACAUUGUUUAGCAGGUAUGCUGUCUGUGAGCUUUGAGGGAUUUGUAAAGAAGUCCUAGAAAUGCACCUUAUAAUUUGAUUGUAUUUUUCAUUGCCAGAAUUUCAACCAGGCUAGUAUUGUUUUAUAUUUGUUAAAAUAAAAUCUGAAAUUGUCAA